Messenger RNA from Rasamsonia emersonii CBS 393.64, 588 nucleotides. RefSeq lists its product as uncharacterized. Lineage: Eukaryota; Fungi; Ascomycota; Eurotiomycetes; Eurotiales; Trichocomaceae. The coding region runs from base 1 to 588 and encodes 195 amino acids. The transcript has a single exon. The record is from RefSeq and is a predicted model, not a curated record.
AUGCCGUUCCUCCAAGAGCCCGCCGAGGACGCGCCCGUCGUGCGGGUGCGCGACCUGCACGACGACGAGAAUUUCGUCCUGAGCGAGUUUGAGCGUCACGCCGGCCACUGCUCGCGCUGCGCGGAUCCCCUCGACGCCUUCCGCGAAGGCCGCUCCCUCUGCGAGCGCGGACACCAGUAUGCGAUCGACGUGGCGGAAUACGUCUUCAGCAAGAAUGGCAAGGCCUACUCGGUCGUCGACCAGGGCUUCAACCAACAGACGCUGGUCAAGAUCCCGCGCGACUGCAAGGCGGCGCGUCGCCUGCUCCUGGCGAUCGAGGAAGGCCUGCGCCUGCGUCGCAGCCAGCAGCAGGACCAAGGGCCGGUCAUCAGCUACGAUUCCACCUACCCGGUUGCGCCUCGACGACCGGCCGCCCCGGAGCCGUACACUCAGAUCAUCGAGCGCGCGCCUCGCACGCGGCGCCGGGUCAUUGUCUACCGGCGCGGCUCUCCCAGUCGCGGGUCGCUGUACGAGUCGGACUUUGUGGACCGCAUUGAACGCCAUUACGAUGCGCUGCGGGUGCAUCGGCCUGCCGAAUACUUCCGCUGA